Molecule: messenger RNA, 912 nt
Organism: Penicillium angulare
Lineage: Eukaryota; Fungi; Ascomycota; Eurotiomycetes; Eurotiales; Aspergillaceae
Product: DnaJ domain protein
Exons: 2
Coding region: 1-912 (303 amino acids)
Cellular component (GO): nucleus; cytoplasm
Molecular function (GO): heat shock protein binding
Source: RefSeq, a predicted model, not a curated record
AUGGCGAGAGGCAAGAAGACCGAGGAAAUUCCCGAGGAGCCACCCUCCGUCCAGGAAGAUCUCUACAAGAUUCUCGGUGUCGAGUCAAGCGCAACUCCCGAAGCAAUCAAAUCCGCUUACAAGAAGAAUGCCCUGAAACAUCAUCCUGAUAAGGUCAGCGAAGAUGCCCGUGACGAAGCCCACGCAAAGUUUCAACAAAUUGCCCUAGCCUAUGGUGUUCUGUCAGACGAGCGACGCCGCAAGAUGUACGAUCGCACCGGCAGCACUGAAGAAGUCCUCGGAGAAGAUGGCGAUUUUGACUGGAUGGAUUUCUAUCGCGAGCAGCUCUCCGCCAUGCUUGAUACACGCGCUAUUUCCGAUUUCCAGAAGAAAUACCAGGGUUCCGAUGAGGAGAAACGCGAUAUUUUGGAAGCUUACGAAACACACGAGGGUGAUAUGGAUGGGAUAUUUGACUCUGUGAUGCUUUCUAAUGUUCUUGAAGACGACGAGCGCUUCCGGGAAGUUAUCGACAAAGCCAUUGCGGACGAAGAAGUCGAGAGCCAUAAGAAGUAUUCUGAGGAAAGUGAGAAAAAGAAACAGCAGCGUAGGAAGCGUGCAGAGAAGGAGGCCAAGGAGGCUGAGAAGUUGGGUAAGGAGGUUGAAGAGAACAAAAAGAAGAAGGCUGCGGCUUCUUCUAAGUCUUCUAAGAAAUCUGCGAGUGGUGAGGAUGAUCUACUUGCGAUGAUUACCAAGAGACAACAGCAACGUGGACAGGGAUUCAUGGCUCAUCUGGAAGAGAAGUAUGGACAGCCUAAUGGGAAGAAACGUGGUGCCGCUGAUGAACCUCCUGAGGAGGCAUUUGCGGCGGUUGGUGCUAGGAAGACAAAGAUGUCGAAGGAUACUAAGCCUAAGUCGAAGAGGUCAAAGCCUUAG